This is a messenger RNA of Zasmidium cellare ATCC 36951, 441 nucleotides long. RefSeq lists its product as uncharacterized. The coding region runs from base 1 to 441 and encodes 146 amino acids. The transcript has a single exon. NCBI's taxonomy places the organism in Eukaryota, Fungi, Ascomycota, Dothideomycetes, Mycosphaerellales, Mycosphaerellaceae. The record is from RefSeq and is a predicted model, not a curated record.
AUGCAGUUCACCACCGCCACCAUCGCCCUCCUCGCCGCCGCCGGCAGCUCUCUCGCAGCCCCAGCCCCAGCCUCCGCCGCCGGCAAGUCCAUGAUGGCCGACGCCUCCACCUGGACGCUCCAAGACUUCGUCCGCACCUGCGCCUCCGGCAGCUGCACCUACGACUACAGCAUCAACCUCAACGACGGCAGCGCCGCCACGCACUGCAACUACCAAGUCACCGGCAACCCCGCCGAGCAAGCCGCCUACCAGAACGUCGCCUGCGGCCCCUUCGUCAUCGGCAGCACCUGGUCCGGCCAGUUCGGCGCUGGCCAGGGCUUCCAGACGCUGUCGGUUGUCAAGGAUAGGCAGAUCAUCUUCCCGGCUUAUACCGACAACCAGCUUGUUAGCGGACAGGUUGUCAAGCCGGAUCAGAGCUACACUCCUCAGAACUUGCCAUAG